AUGGACAUGGGCAGUAUGGGCUCCGGAAGCGGUGUUCCGGGGUAUUUUUAUAUGCAGAAAAUGUUCUGGGCUGUCAUCGGAGCUGUAGUCGGGUUUGCUGCUCUUCUCAACCUACUCGACCACAUUCUUCUCUGGCAGCGACAAAGGAGUCAAAAUGCGAAACCGAAAUCUUUUUUUUGGUCAUUCUAUGCAACCAUAACCGCCCUGGGUCGCGAGAUCAAUUCCGCGUCCUUGCCAACGUACCAGUUCAAAUGGCUGAAAAUGCGAGCCCCUCCCUUGGGCAAGACCGUCUUGGCUCUCUCCUAUUUGAUCACAGUCAUCGUCUUCUGCUUCUACAAAUACGACACCGGUGAUCAGUGGAGCUGGGAGAACAUCGCAUAUCGAUGUGGGUGCAUCGCCCAAGCUCAACUUCCUCUUAUUUUCCUCCUGGCCGGCAAGCAAAACAUCAUCGGUUACCUGUCAGGUGUGAGUUAUGAACGUCUGAACUGGUUGCAUCGCUGGGUCGCUCGCGUUCUGUGGUUGACAUGUACGUUUCAUCUGAUGUUCUGGUUCAGGAGCUGGGCAAGAUAUGACUACAUCAAGGUGAAGUUGUCGACAGACCAGAUGACUCAGACUGGCUUUGCGGCUUGGUGCAUUCUCACCGCCCUUGUGGCCACCUCUUUUGCACCUAUGCGACGGGUGAAUUAUGAGAUAUUCCUGGUGGUGCACCUCGUCCUUUUCGCGGGCUUCAUUGGAGCCGUCAUGCUCCACGUCGACUAUGGCAAGACCUACGUCUGGAUAUGUGUCGCUCUGUUUUUUCUCGACCGAGUUUUGCGUUUCGGCGUCUCCCUGGUGGCCAACCUGUCAAUUUUCCAUCGUCGAAUCCCGGGCAGAAGUUGGCUCUGGGCACACAAAGCCACCUUGACCCCUCUGGCAGGAGAUGUCACCCGCAUCACUAUCGACCAACCUGUGUUAAGAUGGAGCCCUGGACAACAUGUUUUCCUCUCAUGCCACACAGUGGCCCCGUUGCAAAGUCAUCCUUUCAGCAUAGCAUCAAUUGAGUCUGACAACCAGCUGGUAUUCCUCAUACAAGCUCGCCAAGGAGGCACGAAGCGCUUCCACCGAUUCGCUUUGAAAAAUCUCAGCCUAUUUAAUCCUUCUGGGCCUGAAGUGAAAAGACAACAGCUUGUUGGAGUGGAGGGACCGUAUGGAACGAUCCGUCCACUGCGGCAAUUCGACAGCAUUUGUCUCUUUGCAGGCAGUACUGGAGCGACAUUCACCGUCCCGCUACUGAGGGAUAUCGUGCAAAGGUGGAAGGCCAGCGUCCAAGGGACAUUUUCGAUUGUUACGCGGAAGAUCCGCUUCGUUUGGGUAGUGAAGUCUCGAGACCGAGUGGGGUGGUUCAAGGAUCAGCUCGAAACCGCACUGCUAGAUGUCCAAACCAUUCGGAAGAUUGAUGGAUUCUCUGAAAAAGAGCUUGACCUCAGCAUUUAUGUUACAUGCGACGAGGAGUUAGAAGCAUCAAAUCCCGAUGGCUUUUGUGGACCGGAAGCGCAUGGAGCUGUCCAGGUUACGGCCAGAGCCUCUUCCGAGACCAAUGGCCCAACCAAAAAGUCCCCGGACCAACAAGUGGAGAUAAGAUCAAUCACGUCCACUGAUCAGAAUAACGACGGCUGUGGACCGGACGGUACCUGUUGUUGCAAGGCUGCUGUUGACGAGGAUGGAGCGGCAGCAAAGUGCUGUUGCUGUGGACCUUCAUCAAUCUCUCUCUCCUCGUCUUCUUCGUCAAUCAACGAGAAGGGUCCCGAAACUCUGCCAACCAAACCGGCUGAAGAUAAGCCGCAGCUCAAGCUGAUCGCCGGUCGACCCAAACCACGAAACAUCAUUCGGAAGGUGUUGGAAGAAGCCGAGGGUGAAAGUGCAGUGGUUGUUUGUGGACCCCAGGGACUACAAGACGACGUGCGACGAAGCGUCGUCGCAUUGAGUGACGAACGUGCUGUUCACAAAGGGACGGGGGCGCAAGGCAUAUAUCUUCACGUGGAAGGAUUCUGUUAUUAG
This is a messenger RNA of Capronia epimyces CBS 606.96, 2037 nucleotides long. RefSeq lists its product as uncharacterized. NCBI's taxonomy places the organism in Eukaryota, Fungi, Ascomycota, Eurotiomycetes, Chaetothyriales, Herpotrichiellaceae. The record is from RefSeq and is a predicted model, not a curated record. Gene Ontology annotation, biological process: iron ion transport; copper ion import; intracellular iron ion homeostasis. Gene Ontology annotation, molecular function: ferric-chelate reductase activity. The coding region runs from base 1 to 2037 and encodes 678 amino acids. Gene Ontology annotation, cellular component: plasma membrane. The transcript has a single exon.